Molecule: messenger RNA, 4201 nt
Organism: Liolophura sinensis
Lineage: Eukaryota; Metazoa; Mollusca; Polyplacophora; Chitonida; Chitonidae
Product: E3 ubiquitin-protein ligase UHRF1-like
Biological process (GO): negative regulation of gene expression via chromosomal CpG island methylation; protein ubiquitination
Molecular function (GO): ubiquitin protein ligase activity; protein binding
Source: RefSeq, a predicted model, not a curated record
GGUUAUGCGAAGUGGCACCUGUAAUAAUUUUUAGAUUUCUGUGCAAACUUUUCACGUUGCAUCAUGUGGAUCCAGGUGAGAACGUUUGACGGGAAGAAGUGCGUGCGAGUUGACAGCUUGUCGAAGCUGACGAAGGUUGAGGAACUGAGAGAAAAGCUGGUGGCACCGUUCGAUGCGCCCCCGGAGAGACAGAGGUUGUUUUACCGGGGAAAACAGAUGGAAGAUGGCCACUCGCUGUUUGACUACAGUGUGGGUUUGAAUGACCUCAUCCAGAUAAUGGUGAGGAACCCCCAGCCUGUAAAGCAAACCUCUGAGGACAAGACAGAUGACCCCAAACGUAAUAAUGGCUACUCAAGCAGUGGGGAGGAAAGCAACUCUUCUGACAAAGAAAACAAACAGCCUAUUGAAACAAAACCCUCUACAAGUCAAAAUGAAGCCAUGGAAACUGACGAGGAGGUGUUGGGGACUGAAGGAAGUUUAUUUAAGAUUGGAGAUAUUGUGGAUGCUCGUGACGUUACCAUGGGAGCAUGGUUUGAAGCGAAGAUCAUGAAAAUCAGACGGGCGGAACCUGAUGAUGAUUGUGAAGAACCUCUGGCCACACCGUUAGAAAGUUGGGACGAUGAAAAUGUGCCAAAGUUAUCUGAAACAGACAACAAUGUUACAAAGAGCGAAACAGAAAACAAUGUGAAAACAGAAGAGCAAAAGACCUCUGCUUCAGAAAUUGAAACAGAGGAGAACUCCAAACAGGGAGACAACCCUACAAGAAGUGAUAUUACUGACAAAGUCACAGAAAAUUCAGAAUCCAAACCAGCUGAUUCAGACAAAUCCAACCCAGACGAAGUUAAAAAGGAAAACCUAGAUGAAUCAAACAAUAACAAUGUAGAUGAAUCAGAUAAAGUGCAGCAAGAGUUGGAGAAUGUGUUGAAAGAAACAGUGGUUGUUAAAUCUGACAUUACAUCUACAAAACCUGCCAUACAUGUGUGUGAUACAAAUGAUGGCUUUGUCUAUUCUGUGCAGUAUGAAGGAUAUGAAGAUGAUGAUUUGACAGACGUCCGAAGCAAUCACCUGCGACCUCGUGCUAAGACAAUGGUAAAGCUGAGCGAUGUGGAAAUCGGCCAGAAAUUGAUGGUAAACUAUAACUACGAUGAGCCGGAUCAAAGAGGUUAUUGGUAUGACUGCGUGGUCACAGGUAAACGUGAUACACGCACCAUCAAGAGGCUGACCGGCACGGUUUUUUUAGGAAAAGAUCUGAUGCCUCUGGAGAACUGUAAGAUACUGUUUGUGUAUGAGCUGUUCAAGAUUGAGAAGGUUGGAGCGCAGAUUAACCAGUCUGAUAUUGACAAGGACCCCAGCGCGUCACCUGUCAAGCGUCAGAACAAGCCUGAGUGUGACCAUUGCCUUGACAACCCACGCAGGAAGUGUAAGUUCUGUGCAUGUAACAUUUGUGGGGGUAAAGAUGACCCUGGGUCACAGAUCUUGUGCGACGAGUGUGACAUGGCCUACCAUCUCCAGUGUCUGGAUCCCCCACUGGAAAAGAUCCCGGAAGAGGAUGAGUGGUACUGCCCGACGUGUAAGAAUGAUACCAGUCAAGUGGUUAAGGCCGGAGAAAAACUGAAAGAAAGUAAGAAGAAGUCCAAGAUGGCAUCGGCUACAGCAACCACGAGUAGAGAUUGGGGAAAGGGUAUGGCAUGUGUCGGAAGAACCAAGUGUAGAAUUGUGCCUCCAAACCAUUUUGGUCCUAUCCCUGGUGUUGAAGUGGGAACGCUGAAGUUCAGAGUACAGGCGAGUGAGGCAGGGAUUCAUCGCCCGCAUGUGGCGGGAAUACAUGGACGUGAGGAAGAAGGGGCGUACUCUAUCGUCCUGUCUGGGGGCUAUGAGGAUGAUGUGGAUCGAGGGGAUGAAUUUACAUACACUGGAAGUGGCGGCCGUGAUUUGUCAGGAAAUAAGCGAACAGCUGAACAGUCAUGUGACCAGAAACUGACGCGCAUGAACAGAGCGCUAGCGAAAAAUUGCAACGCUCCUCUAGAUUCAAAAACUGGAACAGAGGCGAAGGACUGGAAGGGGGGUAAACCUGUUCGGGUAGUGCGCAACUGUAAAGGUCGAAAACACUCCAAGUAUGCCCCAGAGGAAGGGAACCGAUAUGACGGAAUAUAUAAGAUUGUGAAAUACUGGGCAGAGAAAGGAAAAUCUGGUUUCCUGGUAUGGAGAUAUCUGCUGAGGAGAGAUGACCCUAGCCCAGCUCCAUGGACAAAAGCUGGCAAAAUCAGGUCUGCAGAACUAGGUCUGGAAAUGCAGUAUCCAGAAGGCUAUCUCGAAUCUCAAAAGGAGAAACAGGAAAACCUGGAAAGUGCUAAGAAGGGGAAAGGAAGGAAGAGAAAAUGUUCAGAAUCGGAUUCAUCCCCUCGAAAUUCUCCUGGGAAGAAAGCUAAAGUUGCGGAGUACAAGGUUUCCAAAGAGGUGAAGAAAUUCAUUCAGGAGGAUAAAAUGAACAAGAAGGUUUGGGAUGAGGCUCUUGCAGUCACAAAAGAAGGAGGAAAGGUGUUCUUGGAGAAGGUGGAGGAGCUAUUGCUGUGUAUUUGCUGUCAGGAGCUAGUGUAUAAACCCGUCACCACAGACUGUCAUCACAAUAUCUGUCUGGAUUGUUUGAAGCGUUCCUUCAAGGCAGAGGUGUACACCUGUCCAGCGUGUAGGACGGAACUGGGCAAGGACUAUAGUAUGCCUGUGAACAAAGCCCUCAAAUCUGCACUAACAACACUCUUCCCCGGUUAUGAAGCUGGCAGAUAAGCUGGGUCAUUCAGAGGACAGAAAUCUUGCUCAUUGUUUACAGUUUUAAAUUUAACUUAACCACAUCAGCGAACAAUGGAGUGUACAAUGUAGUCAUUACCUCAUAUUCAUUGUAUUUUUUGGUCAUUUUGCUGUGUACAGCCAUUUUUUCCUGUCUCAACCAAUGAAGUUCAAGGAUUUGUCAUGACUACUGCUCUGCCUCAACAAAUGAAGUUUGGUUUUUUCUUUUAAUGUUUUCUUUUUUCUUAUAUUUUGAAGAAUAUGGUUCAACACAUUUUUAUUGCAUUUGUUAAUUCACAUUGAUGCAUUUAUUAAUUUAGACAUUUUCAUGAUCAAUUUUGGCUUUGCUUAGUUUCUUAGUUCAAUAUCAUGUAAAUUUAUGUUUUAUUUUGAUUGCCAUUGUGAAAGUGACCAUACAAUCUCAGCAACAUUCCUCCCUAAAUUUUUGCUUUGUUUUCAGAAUAUAUAUUUUAAGGAUGUCAUUUUUUUAUGCAAUCAGGCAUUUUUAUGAAACCAGCUAGUGAUGUCUAAUUUUUUAGCAUGGCAUAUCUUGUACGGAUUGCACAUAAUUUUACCUCAUGUUCUGCUUUAGGACGCGUGUAAUUUUGAACACAUCUGUAUAUUUACACCAGAAACAAAAAUGAUAUAUCAAGCUUUCCACAGAAUGUGCAUGUUUGUAUUAAACACCUGUUCAAAAAAGAGAAUGCUAUCAUUUUGAGGGAAAGAUAUAUAAAGUCCUGGAUGCCUUCUUCUGGUUUUGGAUCAGUUUAACAUUUAAAAAAGUACAUCUAGUUUGUAAGAAAUCUGACUAGUUCAAGGAUAAAGUUUUAUAUCAUAGUUUUAAUUUUCAUCGGAUUUACAACUUAUUACCCCUCAGAUGUGCAUCUUUUAAACUGGAAUGUUACCAUAUAUUGUUUGAAGAUCUGUGUCAGCCUUUUAAGUUUACUUCUCUCUCAAAAAGGUAACUGGAUUUGUUUAAAGCAGGCAUCUUAGUUUUAUUUCAGUAUUGUGUAAUCAAGGGUAUGCAUCUUCAUAUACAUCCUUAUUAUGUUUUUAACCGUCGCGUGAUGUUUAGUGGGUAACUUUACCAAUGACUUUAUCUGAUCUGAUAUGACUUAACCUCAGUCUAACAUUCCUGGUAUAGCUGUUAGCGAUGAGUUCAUCUGUACUUUGCACUGACGUUUUUAACAGAUAUUUGACUAAAAUAUUUUUGUUUUGUUUUCUGUAGGUGAUUUUUAGAAGACAUGAGAAAUAUAAAUACAGCCUGUCUAAUAGAUUUAGUAGAUAUAGUGUGGAAAUCACCAAUUUACCACGUUUUAACCAUUUAAAAUACAAAAUAUCAUGACAAUAAACUAUGUUGUAUAUAUAUAUAUAUGGUUGAAUUUAUAAUUAAUCUACGUUCACAUUCUAUCCUUGU